Stegodyphus dumicola is the source of this 4439-nucleotide messenger RNA. RefSeq lists its product as uncharacterized. Gene Ontology annotation, biological process: negative regulation of double-strand break repair via homologous recombination. Lineage: Eukaryota; Metazoa; Arthropoda; Arachnida; Araneae; Eresidae. Gene Ontology annotation, cellular component: chromatin. The record is from RefSeq and is a predicted model, not a curated record.
AAUACGAAGCGAAUAUAUUAUUUUGAAAACAACUACUACUUUUUUUAGAGUUGAAUUUUCGCGCCUUAAUUCUUGUUUCGAAAGUAAACAAAUUUUAUUAAACAGAUCACAAAGGCCUGUCUAAAAUAUGCCUGAAAAAAUUGAUUUGAAUGUUUGGCUGUGGAAAGACCCUGAGUGCAGAUGGAAAGAGGAUGUAGUAAAUUUUAUUAAAAAUGAUGAGCAUGAAGAUAGAGGUAUUAUUUUAUUGCAUUGCAUAGAUGUUAAGGGAUUUGAUGAGAGCCUUCCAUUAACACAUUAUGCAUUAAAUAUGGCUCAGAAGUUUAAUAUUUUUGAAAAAGAACGACUUACAUUCUUGAACUCUAAAGAUCUGUCACUAGCCUUAGAAUUAUGCCUUGGACAACUGAAAGCAGCAAAUGAUAAUUUAGAAUAUGAAGUAACAGAUGAAGAUGUAAUUCAAUUUCAUAAUAAGUAUCUAGAACAUUUUAGAGAGGUGGAUGAGAAUUCUUUUGAUAAGAAUGUUUUGCAGCUGAAAAACUUUUUGAAACAAAAUAACUGUAUUGAUUUGUGGUUUAUGAAUGAUGGACUUUCUAAAUUUAAGGCAGCAAAUAAGGAUUUCACAGAUCAUCUUACAAAAUUUAAGUUUUUAAUUUUAGGUACUCCUCAAGCAGAUAUAUUUAAAAAAAUCAUCUCUUUAAUUUCUGUGGACCAAAAUAUUUUUGAUGUGAUUAUUGAAACAUCUCUGGAUAUCAGUCUUCAUGAAAAUACAGUUUCUGAUUCUCCAGUGAGAAGUUCAUCACCUGGAAUUAACAUCAUCACAGAAGAUCUUCCUAUUGAAGAUAUUCCAGUAUUUGCCAUUGAUAAAGAACUGGGAUCUGCUUCUGAAGAAUAUGUUACAGAUGUCAUCAUUGCAUUUCUUAGUCUUCUAGUUAAUAGUCGUUAUGAAUUAGCUCUAUCUAAAGCCAUGGUAUCACCUGUUAUUGACUUAAGUCAUAAAGCUUUUACUCAAUUGAAACACCUAGCUGUUGAAAAAGAUAUGCCAAUGUGUCAGACUGCAAUUUCAUAUGUCACACGUGUAAGAUUAGGUGGAAAAGGUUAUGCUCCUCCUCCUGAUUGUCCCAUGCUCCCUCAUAUGAAAGGACUAGAAUUGUUUGUAGAUAUUCUUAACCAAAUGCAAACUGUUAUUGAAGAAGAAGUCAUUUCUUAUUCAGCUGUAAAGAAGCUUAUCAGCAUCUUAAAAAAGAAGUUGUUGAAAUGUAGUGGAGAGAAACUAAAGGAAAAUUGUGUUGAAAAAGUCGCAGAAAAUUUGAAUGCAAUAGCAAAGAAAGUAUCUGAAAUGUUUAAACCUGAGAGUUCCAAUUCUUCUCAGUUAUGUCAAGAAACUUUGGAUCUUGUGCAUUAUUUUAUUAAUUACAUUAACUGCCACUGCUGGAACACAGAUCCUAAAAAGACUUUAUCUGAAAAGCAGGUGAAAAGAACUCCACUUAAUCUGCCACCAUUAUUAGGAUAUUUUCGAUCUCCUGAGGAUGAAUUUAGUAAUGAUACCAAGUCCAUAGUCAGUGAAGAUAGUAUGGCAUCAAAUAAUUCUCUUGUAUUACAACAAGCCCCUGUGUCAUAUUUCCACUACUCUGAAAGUAGUUCGGUAUCACAGAGCUAUAUAGAUCCUCAAACACCUUCUAAAACUGAUUUUAAGGGCUGUUUGAAAGGUGAAGAGGAUACAGUACCAGAAAACAGAAGGACAUAUUCUUUAAAUGAACACGGAACUGGGACACCAACAUCUACACUGAAAAGUAGAAAGCGAUGUAUUCUAAGUGAAAUUACUAAUGAAAAUGAACAUGCUGUCAAAGAGGAAAAAUUUAUCAAACCUAAAAAUGUUAAUAAAAAACCAAAAAAUUCGGAAAUGAAGAAUACGAAGAAAAAUAUUACAGUUAAUAAAAAUGUAUUAAAGAAAGAAUCCAAAAGUAAGAAAAUACCUAAAAAAUAUCAAUUAGUUCAAGGUCAAGUGAAAAUAACUAAUUUUUUUAUUCUUGGGAAAAGGGCAUAAAGUGCUCAUUCUCAGUAUUGCACAUAGAGUUGUAAAUAUAUGUUCUCACUUAGCAUGAGUGUUUUCCAACUUAGAAGCAAAUAGUGUAUUGUAAAAUGAAAUGACUGCAAGUCCAACAGUCCUGUACCUGGUAAAUAUUGUAUAUAGUGUUGUAAAAAUGAUUUAUAUUGUAUAGAUGCAGAGGUAUGUAUUACUAAUAACUGAAGUAAACCUUACCACUUAUUUAAGCAUCAGCUUAACGUAUAAAUAACAAUAUAAUAACCCUUAGGUGAAAAUUGAUAAUGAAGAUGCUAAUGAAACAUAAACAGAGUUUAAUUUAGAGACUUUUAUAUACCUGCAGAUAAGGGUGACACUGAAUUCUGUUCUUGUGCUUUCCUAUUGUGUCCCACCUCUGACAUUUUGAAACUGUUAACAAAAGAUUUUCAAUGCAUUUAUCUUCAUAAAUCUUCAUGUAGUUGACAAAAGCAUCAUGAGUGUUUGCAUGCAAUUUUUGUAAAACAAUCAGUAUUUGAAUACAGAGAGAACCCCUCAGAGAAAUCUAGUGCCUUUUUUCAAACAUGCUGAAAUUUGUCACUAAUUACUUACAGAUGAAUAUAGAAUAUAUAUAUUAUCAAAUCUAUGACAGAGUGAUCUUUUUGUUCCAAAAAUUUGCAAGUUGAAAAGGUGUAAGUAGUGGAACACUUCUACAUUGUUAUUAUGAACUGAAGAUAAGUAUAUAAGCUUUUAUACUUAAGAAACAUGAAUUCGCAUUCUUAUAUACUUUUACAACAUGUGUAUUUAAAAAUUUUUGUCAUAUGCAGAAAAAAUCUUUUCAUAUUUUUCGGUUGAAAUUAUGUAAUUUUUUGGUAUUUAUUAAUAGGUACUGUGACAUUUCUUCAGUACCACCUUCCCUAUCAAAGACAACCUUUCAUUUUUAAAAGUGUGUAAAAAAAAAAAAAGAAAGCAUUUUGUGUGUACAUAUACCUCACCCACAACAGCAUGGAAUGUUAAAGAUAUUCCACAAGAAAAUAAUUAAAUAAUCAAUGUCAUAUCUUCAGUAAAACUGGGUAAAUAUGGGAGGAUUUCAAAUAAGAGCGGAAUUUGUAAUUCUUCAGAAUAACGAAACGUAUGUACACGAGAGAAAGUUAUUGCUAUUUCUCAUUAUUUCCCUCUGCAUUAAUGCACUCAUCCUAGCAUUUUAUUAGGUCCUUAAUACCAGUAACAUAGAAAAAUACUGCAGUACAAAGUCAAAAUCAGACUACUUGCUUCUUCUCAUCAUCAUUGAAGAAAUGCUGUACCAAACAUGCAUUAAACAUCCAGAACUCUAGGUAUUCUUAAAUACUCUGUUCAUGAUUCUCCCAGAAAGAAACAUCUGUUUUGCUAGUAGGGGCCAUAUUAUCCAUCAGUUUUCAGAUACUUGAUAUUCUAUUCUCUGAGUAUUCUCAGGAAUGAAUUCCUAGCCACAUGGGCAGAUAUCAUUGUGUAUCGAUUUAGGACCGCCUUUAAAGCAUCUGUAUUCAAAUAUUUACCACGACUAAGAGUACUUCUCAUCACGGUAUUGUGCUACAAUCUUCUGUGAUUGAAGUUCAGUCUUGUGUUUUAAUUUGCAAGAAUUUUUCUCACAGCAUUUUGUUCCACAUUUAUUCCCAGAUUUUGAUGUUACCUUGCUUGUCAAGUGUCUCAGACUUUCCCUUGGUGUUAGAACAUUAUGUAGUAAUAGUAAACACUUCUGUCUUGUAAACAUAACUAAUAGGAUGUAUUAGGAUCUCUAUGAGACAUAAUUUGACUUGAACCCCUUAUGUGUGUUUCCUUUUAAUAUGUAAGUGAAGGGAUAAGUGAUAAAUUAAACCUAUUUGCUUGUAUAUUCCCCUUCUUUUCUUUAACUAAUUUUGCCAUUUGAAAAUCUGCGGGAAAAAAUUAUGAUAUGUACAUCGGUUUUUAAUGAAGUGGUUAAAGGAGGAGUUUAACAGAUUAUAAAGAACUGUAUUCUGUAUUUUUAAGUCAUUUACAAUUAUUACCUCCAAAGCUCUUCUUUUUAAUUACACAGUGUACUUUGAUGUUUAUCCUUUUAUUAAUUGCUAUAAUUAAUUAAACUUUCUAAAUCAUAUGUAGAAAAGCAUUGGGGAAAAUAGGUGAUAAACUGAUAAAUAUGGUUUUACCUUUUUUGUUUUAAAUUUAGACUGCAUUAUGAUUUUAAAAGGGGGAAUCAUGUCUUAUAUUCAGACCAUUAACAAUAGUUUGCUAUUUUAAUCAUAAAAGACAUUUUAUAUUUAUAUUUUCACUGAAUUUAUGAAAUAUCUUUCUUGUUCAAAAAAUAGUUCUGUUUUAUUAAUUGCUUUUAAUUCAGUUUUAUAUUAAAGUAUAUCAUGUCAUUUCAUAAUAUUGAGUGUGCAAAAUAAACUUACUUCAUAAACUAAAA